UUCGCGAAUUAUGAAAAUAGCUCAACGAAAUCAUGAGUGGUUGUCCUGUUAGCUGUUCAAUUAUCAAUUCUAAGAUGGCGAAUAAUUUAGUAUGUGUAUGCACUUUUCUUUUGUUGAAAUGGAUUUCGGAAAUAUAGACUGUUUAAAAAGGUGCAAACUUAGUUAACGAUUGGUUAAUCCAUCGAAGGGAUUUCAUUAGUUACUCAAGAAGUAAAAAUAAGGAUGCGUGAGUUUAAAGUUGUAGUCCUGGGAUCGGGUGGGGUUGGAAAAAGUGCUUUGACUGUGCAGUUUGUGUCCGGAUGUUUUAUGGAAAAAUAUGAUCCUACCAUUGAAGAUUUCUAUCGAAAAGAGAUCGAAGUGGAUAAUUCUCCCUGUGUUCUGGAAAUAUUGGACACUGCUGGUACAGAACAGUUUGCCAGUAUGAGGGACCUCUACAUAAAGAAUGGACAAGGUUUUGUAGUUGUUUAUAGUUUGACAAAUCACCAAACAUUUCAGGAUAUCCGUCCUAUGAAAGAACUUAUAACAAGGGUGAAAGGAACUGAAAGGGUUCCAAUCCUUUUAGUUGCAAAUAAAGUUGAUCUUGAACACCAGAGAGAAGUGGAAUUUGAAGAAGGAAAAUCUCUCUCCCAGCAGUGGGGCUGUCCAUUUAUAGAAGCAAGUGCAAAAAACAGAACCAAUGUUAAUGAAAUGUUUGCAGAAAUAGUCAGGGAAAUGAAUUUUAGUCCUGAGAAGGAAAAGAAAAGCUAUUGCUGCUGUACAGUACUUUAAACUUAAUGGCCUCAUUACUUUUAUAGCUUGGGAUCAAAAUGGGGAUAUUACAACACAACCAUUACAACUGUGACAUGAACAUUUGUAAUCUGGUAAGGGAUUUGGUAUGGUAUAUGAUUUGAAUUGUGAAUGCUCAUUUAAUGGCUUAGUCUACAUAAUAUCUAUUUUUUAUACAGUAAAAACUUGACAUGUGGUAAAAUUAACCAUGUAUUCCCGAGUUAAAAACAAACCAUCAUAAUCUAGUACAUAUAGUGCCUGAAACCUAAUUAAUUGACUGCAGAUUUUUCUUUAAAUAUGGAGAAUAUAGAGAAUAAUAUCGGCCUAACUAUUAAUGAAGAUUAAGCAGCAAAAAGAUCUGACUACCCAUGCCAUUAGGAUAAAUAUGUUCAAUUUAUUUGUCAUGGUUUUGCUGUUAUAACAACACCAGUGAGCUCAUUUUAUAGUGAAGUACUGCUACUUAGUAAUGUACAGUUUAGUCCAGUGUUGUACCAUAAAAACUGAUAUAUAGAUUAUAACUAAAGUGUGUGAUGUGUGCCUGAGACCAGACACUGUAAAAUAAUUCAUGUUUUGUAAGUACAUUUUAACCUGAUGGUAGUAUGUGUGUUCUGAGAGCCAAAAAGGAUUUGUGAUAUAUAUAAUAUACAUACCUACACAUUAUAAUAAAAAGGAUGUGAAUCUACUUGUUUCACUUAUACUACAGUUUGCAUUUUAUUAAAGGUCCUUUUACAGUUA
Molecule: messenger RNA, 1500 nt
Organism: Anthonomus grandis grandis
Lineage: Eukaryota; Metazoa; Arthropoda; Insecta; Coleoptera; Curculionidae
Gene: Rap2l
Product: ras-related protein Rap-2c
Exons: 1
Coding region: 223-768 (181 amino acids)
Biological process (GO): Rap protein signal transduction; negative regulation of cell migration
Cellular component (GO): plasma membrane
Molecular function (GO): GTPase activity; GDP binding; GTP binding
Source: RefSeq, a predicted model, not a curated record